Messenger RNA from Pristis pectinata (smalltooth sawfish), 2961 nucleotides. RefSeq names its product tetratricopeptide repeat protein 24. Bases 160 to 2121 code for a protein of 653 amino acids. Lineage: Eukaryota; Metazoa; Chordata; Chondrichthyes; Rhinopristiformes; Pristidae. The record is from RefSeq and is a predicted model, not a curated record. Gene Ontology annotation, molecular function: protein binding. The transcript is spliced from 12 exons.
GCCACGGCAACGACGGAACAAAACAGGGUCAGAUUUGGAAGAGGACACCUUGCAGCCAUGUAGAGCCAUUCUCAUCUCAUUUAUAGGUCCAGGAGAGGGAAAAAUAACACAAGCUGCUGAAUUCUGCCUCGCUGAGGUCCAGUCCAGGGCACUGGGGUUAUGGCCUCUGACGUGGUGGCUCCAACUGUGCUACAGUGUGCUGGCCCGGCCCGACUCGAGGGCAAGAAGAAGAAACGAAAGAAACGGCAGGAGGAGAGCGAGGGCGAUGAGGACCGUCUGGAGGUCCAGGCCGAGAUCGAGGGUCUCACCAAAGCCGGGAGCCAGGCUCUGGCCCAGGACUGCCCUGAGGAGGCACUGGCCGCCUUCAAGAAGGCCUUCCUGAUCUCGCUGGACACAGGGGACCAGAGCGUGCAGAGGGCCUGUGCCUUCAACCUGGGCGCGGCCUACGUGGCCUCAGGCAGGCCGGCCAAAGGCUUGGACUUCCUGCUGAGGUCACAGCCGGCCGAGGGUGGCGAGAGGCAGGGCGACCUCUACUUCAACCUGGGGAUAGCCCACGAGGGGCUGGGAGACGUGGAGAGCGCUGCCGAGCACUACCAGCAGGCCCUGGCUCACUACCAGGCCUACCAGCCGCAGGGCGAAGCAGACACUUGCAUGAAGUUGGCCAGCUGCCGGGCAAGGGUGGGGAACCCAGCCCAAGCCAGCCGAUGCUUCCGGAGGGCGGGCCAGGUCUACCGGCAGGGGGGGAGCCCCGACAUGGCCGCCGUAGCCCUGAACGAGGCCGCCAGACACAUGCUGCAGUGCCGGCAGUUCACGGCCACCGAGAUCACCGAGGUACUGAAUGAGUGUCGGACCAUCUGCAGGAACAUUCAGAACAAAGCCCUGCUCGGAAAACUCUACAAUGACAUCGGGCUCAGCUACUCGCAGUUGAAGAUCUUCUCGUUGGCAGCCGAGUGCUUCGAGCAGGCCCUCCCCUACUGCCAGCGGGACAGGUCGGAGCGCCAGAGAGAGGCUGUGAUCCUCCAGAACCUUGGCGCCGUCUACAACACCAGCAGCGACUACGGCAAGGCACUGGACUUCCACCAGCGGGCGGCAGCCUUGCACGGUUCCCUUGGAAACAGGAAUGCACAGGGCCAGUGUUUCUGCAACCUGGCCUUCGCUUACAGUCAGCUGGGAGAGCAUGAGGAGACGGCAGAGAGUUACCUGCAUGCACUGCAGGCCUUCAAAGACACUGGUGACUUUCAUGGACAGUGGCAGGCUUGUGAAGGCUUGGGAGCUGCCAAGUUCCGCCUGGGAGACCCAGAGAAGGCCACCCUCUACUACAAACAGGCUUUAGCUGCUCUGGCCAAGUCACAGGAACCCACUGGCUCAGCGCAGGAGCGGAUUGUGAACAAGCUGGCAGACGCCAUUCAGUAUAAACUGUCCUUGAACAGUGUUUUCCCCCAUGCCGGGGGCAUCCUUCCUGCCAUGCCCUUGAAGUAUUUACCUGGAAGUUUCCCGCGGACAAACGCAUUAAGAGGUCCGGUCCCUGUGACCCAUCAACAUAGAAAUGGGCAGGAGUGUCAUCGUCAACAACUUCUUCACAGGCUUGAGCAGAAUGGAGUGGCUGUGUACAGGGCUGACUCCCAGGAGAAGGGAGGGGAGAUGACGAACGGCUUCCGUGCACACAACCAGGCAGACCCCGGCACUCCCACUGCAGAAACCGAGCAGGCUCUCGGCAACAAACCUACAGCGGGCACAGAGAGCGGAGCGGCAAGCAGGGAGCGGGGCAGGAGAUCGGGGACAGAGGUGGAGAAGGAAAAGCUUGCGGCCAUUGCAGAGGACGCGGGGCUUCACCAGGAGGGCGACGAUCACAGGAACGCUCCGGCUCAGGCCAACAGGAACUUGAACAACACGUAUCUGCAACCGGACCCCACGUACCUGAACAGCCCGCAGCUCGGAACACUGAGAGAAACAGAGAAGAGCGAUCAUUUCUACGAGACUCUCCGGACGAGGCAGGUGCUGGCUGCUGAGGAAAGUGCGGCAUCAGUGUCUCAGGAGUCUGGGAAUUCUUCCAAUGGAAUGGAGCAGGAACACCCGAAAUGGAGGAGGAGAUGGGAGUCCAAGAUGUGCAACCUGAUGUGAUACCCUGUGUGGCCGGUGUGGGAGCCUCUCUCCGUGGACACAUUGUUCCCAAGGGUGGGAAUAUCGACAGCAGGUGGAGAGAAGCACAGACCCCCUGUCGGACUCUAACGCCCCUGUUGUUAGGUUGAGAUUUCUGUUACCCGACCCUGUCCUCUGGGGUUGGUCAGUGACCCCUGACCUCUGGAGCGGUCAGUGACCUCCUGACCCUGUCCUCAGAGAUCAGUCAGUGACCCCUGACCCUAUUCUCCGGGGGCAAUCAGUGACUCCUGACCCUAUCCUCUGGGGUCAAUCUGUGCUGACCCCCUGACCCUAUCCUCUGGGUGAGGGUCAAAGUCGACCGCUGUGAACCAACUUCCUUCGAGCCUCUCCCCACCUGGAGUUGGGGGCCAGGCAGUGGGGGUCUCCCCCCCACCCCCCGCCUCCCACCGUGUGGGGGCUGGAGACCAGGACACACCCCUCGGUGACUGGGGCCACAGAGGGGAGGGGCACCCACCUUCCUGGGUUUGGGUCACGGAGGGGAACAGUGGGCCCUGUAAUCAGCCGUGAUCCAGUGGAAGGUGGACCAGGCUCGAGGGGCUGAAUGGCCUCCUGUCCCAGUAUGCCUCUGACCACUCAGGCUCAGACUGAGGGAUGAGUUGGGACCAGCCUCCCUGCCGGGGACGUGUUAUACACAGACGAAAUAUCAACGUUUUAUAUUUUUUGUAAGAUGUGACCAACUUCAUUGUGUUUUUUUAAGAAACAGAAGUCUUCUAUUUUUGUAAACCUGCCAAUCCUCGACCUAUUUUACGCGGCAGUGAGAUUGCCUUUAACUCCUUCCAGUAAAUGCCAGUUUCCCUGUCG